Messenger RNA from Peronospora matthiolae, 1365 nucleotides. NCBI's taxonomy places the organism in Eukaryota, Oomycota, Peronosporomycetes, Peronosporales, Peronosporaceae. The record is from the annotation of a GenBank genome assembly.
AUGCCGAUCGACAUCAAUCGCUUGCGUCCCGAGCGUGGCGGGGACCCGGACGCUGUCCGUACUGACCAGCAGAAGCGCUUUUUGAACGUGGACAUUGUGAACAAGGUGGUGGAGCUCGAUGAGCAGUGGCGCAAGAAACAGGGCGAGGUGGAGACCGUCAGCAUGAAGAUGAACGCGCUCCAGCAGGAGAUUAAAGCACUGAGUAAGGCCAAGCAGGACUUUAAAGCGCUUAGUGACGAGCGCAAGGACCUUGCAGCGCAGCUGCCGGAAAAAAAGAAAGAGGCGGAGGCCCUGAAGGAGCUCGUGGAUCGAGAGCUGCCCAAGAUUGGCAACACUGUGGACCCUACGGUGCCCCUUUCAAACAAUGAAGAUGACAACGUGGUGGUGAAAAAGUGGGGCGUUCCUAUUGAAAAAGGUGGUCUGCACUAUCACCACGAAGUGCUUCACCGCAUUGACGGCUACGAGCCUGAACGUGGCGUCCAUGUGGCCGGCCACCGGGCUUACUUUCUCACGGGAUACGGGUUUCUACUGGAGCAGGCACUCAUGGCCUAUGCAACGGCUUUCCUCAUGAAAGCCCAGUACAAGAUGCUCAAGCCGCCAUUCUUCAUGAACAAGGAGUGCAUGGCGGCAGUCGCCCAGCUUGAUGAUUUCGAUGAACAGCUUUACAAGAUCAUUGGUGAGGAUGAGAAGUACCUCAUUGCCACGUCUGAACAGCCCAUUUGCGGCUACCAUAAAGGUGAGUGGAUCACGGAGAGCUCGCUGCCGCUUCGUUACGGUGGGUUCUCCACCUGUUUUCGCAAGGAGGCUGGCUCACACGGCAAAGACACGUGGGGCAUUUUCCGUGUACACCAGUUCGACAAGAUCGAGCAGUUCUGCAUUACGGACCCAGAGAGCUCCACUGCCAUGCACGAAGAGAUGCUGCAACACGCUGAAAAGUUUUACCAGUCGCUGGAAUUGCCGUACCGCGUGGUAAACAUUGUGUCUGGCGAGCUGAAUAACGCUGCGGUGAAGAAGUACGACUUGGAAGCGUGGUUCCCUGCUUUCAAAGAGUAUCGUGAACUUGUGUCUGCCUCUAACUGCACGGACUUCCAGUCGCGUGCCAUGGAGAUUCGCUGUGGCGUGAAGAAGGAGAACCAGCGCGAGAAGAAGUAUGUGCACAUGCUGAACUCGACACUCUGCGCUUCGACGCGAACAGUGUGUUGCAUCUUGGAGAACUUCCAGGACGACAACGGCGUCAAGGUUCCGGAGGUGCUGGUGCCUUUCAUGGGCGGCGUCACUUACCUGCCAUUUACCCGCGACGUCAAGGUGAACGUGCAAGCUGCUAAAAUGCAGAAAGCUGCCAAGAAGAAAGGGGCGAAGCAGUAG